AUGGCUUACCGCGGGAGUGCAUUUGUACAACAAGAAAUCGCACCAUUUGACUGGAACUACAGAUUUAAUGGAUGUGCUCAAUCUCCAUCUAAUGAGGUGACUGAACAAGAGUACGCCAACCCUUCUGGUCAGCAUUCAAAUGCGUUGUAUGCUGCUGGGCACACGCAGCCUUCAAAUAACACUCCACAGAGCCCACUUAAAAAGCGGGCUGCUUGGGGUAGCGAAGUUGGCGACCUUCAGCCUUGCUGGAAUAUAUGGGGAUCUCCCCCACGACUGCCAGACCCCACCACUUCUAAAGCGAGCAGUCACGUGGCCUCCCUUAGCCCCGCAUCUGUUGAAAUGUCGACCAACCGCAGGGAUGCUAGAGCUCCCUCGCCACCUUUGAACGCAUCUAUACAUGCAGCUGCCUUAAGCACACCGAGCUCUUCUCUGUUAUCGCCUUCUUGUUUUUGGUUUGAGUCAGGUAAUUGCAAAGUUGCUCACUUGGGAGGUUCGUCUGCUCAAUCUGGUACCGUGACCGCAAGCGAUCCCCGCCCUGUGAUGGUCUCUCCCCCACUGUCUCCACAAACAAGCUGGGAUCAAGGCGAAUCGUUGAGUCCCAAUGGUCCAACAUCGAUAAAUCAAGUCCAAACUGCCAAUGCACAUGAAGCUCUCAAAGAGCCGGGUCUUGAAGGCUAUCUUGACGAUCCCGAUCAACAUGGAUCCCUGUACGAUCCAGUCCCAGCUAUACAUGAUCUCGAAGGUGUGAUUGCGCCAAUAUCCACUGCAUUGUACCUUGUGAAGUUCAAGAAUGGCCGCACAGAUGUUUACACAGUUUCGGAAAAAACAGUGUUUCCCAUAACUGUCGGUAGCCUCGUUUUGGUUGACGCUGACCGUGGCAGGGAUAUAGGCAAGGUUUUUGCUGCAAAUAUCCCAAUAGAACAAGCCGCCUAUAUCAAAUGGAAGCAAUUCUACGAACGGCAACAGGUUUUAUCACAGUGUGCUACGAAGGAUGCUGGUGCUGCGCUUUCAGCGUGUAGCCCGAAGCAAAUUUUACGUGCUGCUCAGCCUAAUGAGGCACGGCAGCUCUCUGCAAAACGUGCCGAAGAACAGAGGGCCGUUCGCCAGUGCAACCAAAAGGUUCGUGAUAGAGAGCUGGAUAUGGUUAUUGUUGAUGCAGAGUACCAGUGGGAUCAUCGAAAACUCACCUUUUUUUAUAAAGCUCACAAGCGAGUGGAUUUUCGUGAUCUCGUGAGAGAAUUAUUUCGUAUGUACAAGACACGGAUCUGGAUGUGUGCUGUCCACACGAAUUAG
Wickerhamiella sorbophila is the source of this 1293-nucleotide messenger RNA. RefSeq lists its product as uncharacterized. NCBI's taxonomy places the organism in Eukaryota, Fungi, Ascomycota, Dipodascomycetes, Dipodascales, Trichomonascaceae. The record is from RefSeq and is a predicted model, not a curated record. The coding region runs from base 1 to 1293 and encodes 430 amino acids. The transcript has a single exon. Gene Ontology annotation, cellular component: cytoplasm.